Messenger RNA from Enterospora canceri, 576 nucleotides. Lineage: Eukaryota; Fungi; Microsporidia; Enterocytozoonidae. The record is from the annotation of a GenBank genome assembly.
AUGAAAGGAAACUCUGAGUUCAAUAAAAUACUGGACAAAAUUAAGGCGGAUUUGGAACAGUGUAAGACGAAUCCAAAUAUAAUUGGUGCGCUGAAUAUCCGAAUCAAAUCAUUUCAAAGCUUGUUGGAUAGCACAAACCUAACACCAGAAGAGCAAACAUUCUACAAUUCUGAGUUAAAUCGCAUAAAGAACGCAUACAAACAAAUUACGAGUAACAGGGCAAAGCAAAGAGCAAAGUUACAGCGAGAAAUGACUGAAUCAAAUCUAACAAUACAACGAAUUGAUGAACUGACACAGACGCAACAUUCUAUGAACGAUGAUGAAUUCUAUGGACAACAGAACAACAAAUUGACUACGGUGCUGAAUCGAGGACUUGAUUCCCUCGCAAGUUUGAAAAGACAGGAUGAUUUGCUUGAUUCAAUCAAUGGAAAAAUAAAAUCAACAUUCAUCAGGUUGGGAUUGAGUGAGGAGAUGUUGAAGAACAUUGAAGCAAGAACACUGGGAGACAAGACACUAUUCUAUGGGUUGCUAGGAUUUGUGGUGCUUCUGAUGAUAUUUCUUAAAUUUCUGUUCUGA